Molecule: messenger RNA, 1122 nt
Organism: Nasonia vitripennis (jewel wasp)
Lineage: Eukaryota; Metazoa; Arthropoda; Insecta; Hymenoptera; Pteromalidae
Gene: Or44
Product: odorant receptor 44
Exons: 6
Coding region: 1-1122 (373 amino acids)
Biological process (GO): sensory perception of smell; detection of chemical stimulus involved in sensory perception of smell
Cellular component (GO): plasma membrane
Molecular function (GO): olfactory receptor activity; odorant binding
Source: RefSeq, marked inferred
AUGGCAUUUAAAAUAUCACCAGAAAAAGCUUUUACAUUUACAAAAUUGAGUGUAUUUUUUACCGCUAUAUGGCCACCAAAUUGUAAUGAUAGUAGUUUUAAAAUUAAAUUAGCAAAUAUUUUUUGGAUUUAUUCCAUAAUAAGUGCUAUGUGUUUAUUAAUACCCAUGUUAGCAUCCGUUUUAGUAUACAAAGACAACCCAAUGAUAGUGUCGAAAUCUAUAUGUUUAUCUUGUGCUGUGAUUCAAGUUAUUGCUAAAGCAAUAGUAUGCCGACAUCAUCAAAAAAAAUUACAGUUUCUGGUAAAAGAGUUAACACAUUUUCUUAAAAAAGCAAAGAAGGAAGAAAGACAGUUAAUUGAAAAAUAUAUAAAUCGACGAGCUAUUUUUCAUAUGACAUUUACUUUAUGUUGUUUUGGAAGCUCGUUUUUUGUUAUUUGUGGACCAAUAUUUUUGCCUUUUUCAUUACCAGCUGAUGCUGUAUAUCCAUUUUCUGUUAAUUCAAGCCCGAUAUGGGAAAUUAUCUACGUGCAUCAAGCAAGUGUUGGAAUUCAGGCCUCUUCUGGAAUGUGUGUGGAUAAUUUGGUUGCAUAUAUACUUUGGUACACAGGAGUAAGAUUCGAAUCACUUUACUAUAAAUUUAAGCAUAUAAAAGAUAGUAAAGAGAUGCUGCAAUGCAUAAAAGAACAUCAAUAUUUGCUCAGAUAUGGUACAACAGUUGCUGAUACAUUCCGAUAUGUAAUAUUUACUACUGUAUUAUCCGUAACUGCUGGAUUAGCAUUUGCCGGCAUUUAUCUCUUUAGCCCACAGCCAAUAUUUGUAAAAGGACAAUUCGUGGUAGUAUCUAUAAGUGUUGUUGUUAAUUUAUAUGUCACAGCAUUACCAUCAAAUAAUUUGAUAUCAAUGUGUCAUAAGGUAGGAGAUGUUGUUUAUGAAUCAUUAUGGGUGGGAGAUUCGCCAAGUAUAAUGAAACAUUGGAUAUUCAUCAUACAAAGAUGUCAAAAGCCAGUCGUCAUAGCAAUUCCUGGGUUAAUAAAAGAACUGUCUCUGCAAUUUUACUCUAGCGUGCUGUGUAGUACUUUUUCAUACUUUUCAGCAUUGCAUGUGAUAAUGACUAAAGAAUAA